Etheostoma cragini (Arkansas darter) is the source of this 1345-nucleotide messenger RNA. Its product is annotated as SPARC-like protein 1. The record is from RefSeq and is a predicted model, not a curated record. Lineage: Eukaryota; Metazoa; Chordata; Actinopteri; Perciformes; Percidae. Gene Ontology annotation, molecular function: extracellular matrix binding; collagen binding; calcium ion binding. Bases 313 to 1098 code for a protein of 261 amino acids. Gene Ontology annotation, biological process: anatomical structure development. The transcript is spliced from 9 exons.
GAUGCCUCAGCUGCAAUCAACAUGGAGCUAAUGUAAAGGGAAGAAAGUCAGACAGACAAGGAAAAGCAGAGAGGAGGGGUUAGAUGAGGCAAGAAUGUAAAAAUAGAUGAAUCAAAUGAAAAGAAAAAAGUAAAGACUGCAGAAGAAGGCGGUAAAAAAAAAGGAAUACACCCUCACAGGAGCCGGUGAGACAGAGAGACAAAAGGUAACUGGAAACAAGGAAAAGAAGGAGAACACUAACAAAGGAAUAACAACAGAAGAAAGAAGUGACAGAGGCCCAGGAACAUUUGUGAAAACCUCCUCUCGUCAGCCAUGGAGCUGAUCUUCAACUGUGCCCUGUUUCUACUUCUGAGCCUUCACACUUGUACAAUCAUGGGAGGCAGAGCCCAGCGCAGACAACGACAAGCUGAGGAGAGCCUGAGACCGUAUAUUGGCAGAGUAGAGCCAGAAAAGCUUUGUGAGCUGCUGAAAUGCCGCACUCCAGUGGGAUCCUGGUGCCAGGUAGUUCAGGAAAAUGGAGUUCUUAUCCCCAAGUGUGUUUGUCCUCAGUCCUGUCCACGGCAGAGGGCACCAGUGUGCAGUGUUCUAGGAAAGACCUAUGGGAAUGAGUGUUUGCUGCAUAAAGAAGCCUGCAGAAAGAGACGCCGCACCGGACUAGCUCACACAGGACCCUGUCUGGUCCCUAAGGCUAUAUGUACUGAGGAGGAGUUAAGCCAGUUUCCAUAUCGUCUUCUGGACUGGUUCCUGCUCCUGAGUCGUAUGGGGGAGUCCUAUGUACCUUCUACCCCGCCCCAGAGCUGCCUCAGCCAUGCCCAGAGGACACAACUAGCACAGCAAAGAUUUAUCGCGUUGGACAAGAACAACGAUAGCAAGUUGAGCCGCCGGGACCUGAGGAAGCUGCGUUAUAAGAGGAUGCCACUGGAGCACUGUGCUACACCAUUCUUUCAGUCAUGUGAUCAGAACCGGAACAGGAAAGUGACCCUGCAAGAGUGGACGACCUGUCUGGUGGAUCGCUCCGAGGACUGGUUCUACCAUUUCAUGUCAAUGAGAAUGGGGUCCCGCAAGCUGUGUCCUACAAUCAAAGAGAACCACCUUUGAAAUGAAAAACAGCCAUGAACUCCUUUCUUCUUUUUUACAUUUCUGUAAAAGAACCUUUCGGAGAUAACAGCACCAUAGUUACCAAAUAUAAAAGCUAUACAAUUGGAAUCUCUACACACUGUUUACGCAUCAGUUUCACGCCAGUAUUCAUGCUCGUAACAUAAGGAUUUAUAACCCCAUCAAAUCUGAAAGUCUGCUGGUUGUCUGUUCAUUCAUCUGUGUAAAUAAAUGUCUGAACGGACUGACA